Messenger RNA from Funneliformis caledonium, 612 nucleotides. NCBI's taxonomy places the organism in Eukaryota, Fungi, Glomeromycota, Glomeromycetes, Glomerales, Glomeraceae. The record is from the annotation of a GenBank genome assembly.
GGAAGUAAUGAAAGCUCCCCAGGGAUGACACUUUCAGUGGCAACGUAUAAAUCACCAUCAGGAACUACCACACCUAUACCUCAACCACCAUCUAAUAUACCAUCUUAUAGAACAUCUUUCUUUGACAAUGCAAAUGAACUAGAGAGAGGAGGAACUCCAAAUAGAAUACCUCAAAGAGUUACAUUUAAUACCACCUCAACAUUAUCCAGUAAUCAAUCGUCAAGGCCAUCAAAUUUAAGGAUAACAACUCUAUCAGUAGGAAAUAUAAAUAGUGGCAAUCCAUCUAUAACCUCCAGUUUCACAACCGCAAAUUGGCAACCAGUAAAUAAUCGUUGGCUUAAAAGUAACUCAAGUAACAGAAGAAAUAAUACAAUGGGACAUCAAAAUGUAACUACCAAAGGAAUUCCACAGUCAACAACACCAAUACUUAUACCUCAACCAGCUAUAGUACCAGUAGGAGAAAAUAAUGACAAUGCCUACCCUAAAGGAAGAAAUCAGGAUCCAGUAGAGUGGCUUGAGGCUUUUGAACGAGCUUGUAAAGCAAACCGUAUCAAUACCACUCAAAUGAUUGAAAUAGUCUCCAGUUAUUUAACAGGAAUAGCACUAACAUAG